GAAUGGAUUAGAAAGUCAAUAAGAGCACAAGAAAGGUCAAUAUGACAUAGGGAAUAGGCCAACACGUCUCUAUUGUCAUCAACUGCAACACUUGAUCAUCUUUUUCACUUCAUAACAACUCCUUCUCAGAAAUUUUCAAUUUUCUUCAUUUCAAAUACUUUUCCACUUUCAUCAAAUUCAUAUUUUUCACAAAUUUUUGAGGUUUCAUUUCAUGGACUCGUUUUGGGAGAACCAUAAAGCGCUAUGAGCAAAUCCAACAAUUUCUUUCAUAAUCUCAUAAAGCCCUUCAAAUUUGGUUCUACCAGAGAGGGAAAUAGUGAAGACGAUAUACAGAACAUAGCUACACAAGAGCAAAGGACAUUUUCAUAUGAAACAUUGGUUGCUGCUACCAACAACUUUCAUGUUCAUAACAAACUUGGUCAGGGAGGCUUUGGACCUGUCUACAAGGGUAAAUUGAAUGAUGGGAGAGAGAUAGCGGUGAAGAAGUUAUCACGUGGUUCAAAUCAAGGGAAGACACAGUUUGUUGCGGAGGCAAAGCUGCUGACUCGUGUGCAGCACCGUAAUGUGGUGAAUUUGUAUGGUUAUUGUAUCCAUGGCAGAGAGAAGCUUCUUGUGUAUGAGUAUGUCCCUCUUGAGAGCCUUGACAAGUUCCUAUUCAGAUCAAACAAGAAACAAGAGCUAGAUUGGAAACGUAGAUUUGACAUAAUCAAUGGAGUGGCAAGAGGCUUACUUUAUCUUCAUGAAGACUCUCAUAUUUGCAUUAUCCAUCGUGACAUAAAAGCAGCCAACAUUUUACUUGAUGAAAAAUGGGUCCCUAAGAUCGCUGACUUUGGCUUGGCUCGUCUCUUUCCAGAAGAUGAAACUCAUGUCAAUACACGUGUGGCUGGAACACAUGGAUACAUGGCUCCGGAGUACUUGAUGCAUGGACAUCUAUCUGUGAAGGCAGACGUGUAUAGCUAUGGAGUUUUGGUGUUGGAGUUGAUCUCCGGUCAUCGAAACUCCUCCUCGGAUUCAGCCUUCAAUGGAGACAAUCUCCUUAAUUGGGCAUACAAACUAUACAAGAAAGGGAAGUGGUUAGAAAUGGUGGAUCCCACAGUGGCAUCUUCUGUGGCAACCACCGAGCAAGUGGAAGUGUGCAUUCGAGUGAGUCUGCUGUGCACGCAAGGAGAUCCACAACUUCGUCCAACGAUGGGGCGUGUUGCGUUGAUGUUAUCAAAGAAGCCUCCAAGUCACAUGGAAGAACCAACGAGACCAGGUAUGCCCGGUUCCAGAUACAGAAGAGCAUUGCCUCGUAGUCAUACACCUUUCACUACUGAUGAUGAGAAUUCAUCUGCUUCACACAUUGAUUCCAGCAAUUGUGACACUAUUACUACUGCUACUACUACCACCAAUUCCACUUCUUCUGCAACAAGAACAGCCUCUGCUACUGCACAAGUAGACUCCCGAGGGAAACGUCCAAUGUUUCCUUGAUGUUAUCAUUUGAUCAUUCUUUUCUCUCAUUGGAGAGAUUUCCGGCUAUAUAUGAUUCUUUUGUUGUUUCUUGUAGCAUAAUUUUUGUUUUACAUGUGUAAAUGUUAUUAGGAGUAGGUCAAGAAUGAUGGAUUCAAAUCAAAUGUGUGCUUUUUUUGUUCCUUCUUUUGCCUUCCUUCAACGGUAUAAGGUUAGCUUCAAUGGUGAAGUGACAUGACAUACUACAACAAAACUGUUGAAUAGCUACAAACAAUUUUACUGAUUGAAUAUUUUUGACAUAACUUUAGCAUCAA
This is a messenger RNA of Medicago truncatula (barrel medic), 1763 nucleotides long. Its product is annotated as putative receptor-like protein kinase At4g00960. Gene Ontology annotation, biological process: protein phosphorylation. The coding region runs from base 244 to 1470 and encodes 408 amino acids. NCBI's taxonomy places the organism in Eukaryota, Viridiplantae, Streptophyta, Magnoliopsida, Fabales, Fabaceae. The record is from RefSeq and is a predicted model, not a curated record. The transcript has 6 exons. Gene Ontology annotation, molecular function: protein kinase activity; ATP binding.